UUUCCGCCCGCCCGCAUCUUUUGUAAACCCAGCCCACUAAACCACGGACGCAUCUGCCAGUUCGUGCCUGCCUGCGUGUGUCCUGUCCGCCAGCCCCCACAGGAAUACAGGAUCGCACCCACCCGCUCAGCUCUCCGCCGUCGUCGAAGAGCGCGGAAGAACCUCUCGCUGCCGACGCCGCUCAUCGGACGGGAUGCAGGUUCCAGGCGGCGGCGGCGGAGGAGGAGCUGGAAGGGAAGCGGGGGACACGCGGGGCCGGCACCGGAUCCAGGCUGAGCUCAAGAAGCUGGAGCAAGAAGCGCGCUUCCUCAAGGAGGAACUUCAAGAGCUAGAGAAAACGGAUAUAAUAUCAGCAGCAUUGCAAGAGUUUCUUGUAACAAUUGAAGGAAAAGCAGACCCUCUACUUCCUGUUCUCAGGAAUUCCUUUUCUGUUACCGCAGAACUACCGGAGUGGCUUACCAGUCUUGGGAUAGGUGGUUUGAAGGUCCAGAAGAUCUGCGUAGAUGCAAAUGCUGGUGUCUGUGAUCAUUGCCAAGAAAUUCAGAAUUACACCAAAAAUUAAGAGGCAAUUGUUGCUUUGUAGAUUGUUUUUCAUCACGCCAGCAUGAAGUCCCUUCACCUAAGUCGAGGAUCUGACUCUUUUCCUUGCUCGAGUUUGUUGAGUUUGUUAACAAAAUCUGCUGAAGAGUGGCAUGAAAAGGCAACUGUGGGAUAAGAAGCAACAUUGAGGAUUGACUACAGCUUUGUUCUUCGUUGACUUCUUUGUAUUAAGUUCCUGAGCAUAUAGUAUUUCUUUUGUCGGUAAAGUAUGAGAUCUUAGCUCAAGAAUUGAUGUCUUGUCCGAGAGAUUUAGAUUGAGCCUAUUCACUUUACAUCAGUGUUCUUGGAUAUGAAAACCAAUGUCAGAAAUUGACAACUUACUUUUAUUGUUAAGGGAUUGUCUAUUCAUCAA
Molecule: messenger RNA, 952 nt
Organism: Brachypodium distachyon (stiff brome)
Lineage: Eukaryota; Viridiplantae; Streptophyta; Magnoliopsida; Poales; Poaceae
Product: guanine nucleotide-binding protein subunit gamma 1
Exons: 4
Coding region: 194-562 (122 amino acids)
Biological process (GO): G protein-coupled receptor signaling pathway
Source: RefSeq, a predicted model, not a curated record